This is a messenger RNA of Pseudophryne corroboree (corroboree frog), 2424 nucleotides long. It is a transcript of the gene CCDC81, whose product is annotated as coiled-coil domain containing 81. Lineage: Eukaryota; Metazoa; Chordata; Amphibia; Anura; Myobatrachidae. The transcript has 16 exons. The coding region runs from base 114 to 2114 and encodes 666 amino acids. The record is from RefSeq and is a predicted model, not a curated record. Gene Ontology annotation, cellular component: centrosome.
CAACAGCUCGGGAGCUGCCCGGCCGCGCGUCCUAGUGACCGGCGCGCCCCCGCCGAAGCACUCUGUCACUUCUGAGCAGCCCGGCGGGUCCUGGGAGACAGCGGGUCUGGAAGAUGUUGGAUUUUUUACAAGACGCUGACAGAAACGGCUUUCCCACUCUCUCAAAGCUCUCCGAGGAUGAUGUUUGCACAAUAUGGGCUAGUGUGUCUGAGUUCAUUGAGCAUCAAAUGUCUCUGCAAAAGGGAGUGCAGGUGCCUGGGCUGGGAACAUUUACUCUGUCACGGCAAAAGUUAAAUGUUGGUAACAACAAAUUUACUCUGCUACAACGUCCAGUCUUCCUUCUGUCUGAGAAAUGUGCCCAAAUUCAUGGAUUAAAGUGCAACAAGAUAUUCACAACUGGAGAUAUCCCAAUUGUUCCCCUGAACUUCAUUGCCCUGUCUUUUGGGUGCCCCUAUAACAGAGACACCAUUGAGGGCUGUGUGAAGGAGACCCUCCUUGUCUUCUCACGCUCUGUUUCUACAAAACAAAAUGUGGAGUUUAGUUUUAAAGGUAUCGGAACCCUCAUCAUCAGGGACCUGAAAGUAAAGAUGAAGUUUUACAAAGAGUUUGUUAAUAGAAUGGACGGAACGGGGACUCUGGUGCAGUCACUGUCUAAUAGACCGGGAACGGCUGAUUCCGUGAUGUCGGCUGGAGAUGACGCUCCCCUGCGCCCUCGGUCAUGCGGCGCUCUCCUGUUCCCCAGGAUUGAACUGAAAGCAACAGACAAUGGAACAGCUAUGGAGACAAUUCCAGAGGAGACUAGAGACAUGGAGAGUGGGGAGGAGCCCAAGUUAUCUCAACCAAUAGAAAACGAACACGAGGCAGAGGAGCCAAUCACCGGCAGAAGAGAAAACUCACCAACUAAGCGCUUGCUGAACAGACAGGCUAUGGUGCCGGCACGAGUUACCGGGAUCAGCCUGAGUGAUGAUCUGGAGAAACUGAUUAAGCCAAAGACCGCUCCGGAAAGAUUGGGAUCAUCCCUUUCUAUGAACAUCCCAAAAAGUGAUCCUGAAUUCAACCAAGCAAAUGCCCUGAUAAGUACUCCACCGGCGUGCCUGGAUCACUGUCGUGCAGGACAGGAGCUGUGCUACUUGUGCUUGCAACGUGCCCAGAAGAACAUCCCCGUGUACUUCACAGAAGAGCGGAAACUGAAGGAGAAGGAGGAGGAGCGGAUAUUGCAGCAGUACCAGCACCUGAGAGACCAGGAGGCCAUACAGAAGUAUCAGUUGGCGUCUCAGGCAAAUCGGGAGCAAAGACAGAAAGAUGCAUUAUACAACCAGGGCAUCGCUGAUGCCAUCAGGAACGAGCGCAGUGUCAGAAGCACCGAUUUCUAUAAAUCCUACAUUUUCCAGAAAAGGCCGCUGACCCCUCCAGCGUUACUAAAACAUGAGCAGUUCUACCAGUCGCUGACCAAGCAGAUGGCUGACAGGAGAGGGAAAGAAGUGCGGGAAAAACAGGACCAGGACUUGCUGGGCAGACUGGAACAAGUUCAGCUUGCUGAAGAGUUGGCUGCUCAGAGGGCAAAAUAUCUGAGAGAGAAGACUGAGCAAAUGGUCCUAUACAAGAGCGCCCUGGACACCCAGAUGAAAAUAAAGCCCCAUUUUGUGCCGCCUCCUGACGCUGAGGAUACCCAGCCAAUAUUUGGCAGGAACGAUAUGACCAAUGAAAAGCUGGCAGUGAAGAAGAGGCGGGCCCAGGAGGUUUCCAAGCACCAGCUACAGACUGCGGCAGACCUGGAACGCCUAGCCAUACUGAACGACCUGGUGCAGCAGAGGAAGGAAGCGGACAUGUUACAGCGGUGUAAAGAACAGUUAUCGCUGGACAGAGCGGCUCAGUACGAGAGGACUCACAGAUUGCAUAAGGGAUUACAGGAAGACUGGUCAAAGAGCUUGGAAAUGAAGAGACUCAGGGACCACAACGAGGAACGCUUCAUCAAGGCCGGAAGCCACCUGCUCCUAGACCAGUUUGAGAAAUAUAAUCGUUGCUUUCAGUGUAAGAAACGGACGUCAAACUGCGGCGAGAGCAACGUGUGGCGGGAAAGCAGGUACAUACCGGGGUCUCGGCUGAUGGUGUGAGGACCUCUGGCCGCUAUGGACAGGACAGGCCUGGAUAUUACAUCAUGACAUGGGAUUGUGUGUGUGCCUUCUGUACCCAAUGUUACUAUCCGCAAUGAACCUGUCUACUUACUACUUCUGCUCCGUUAUAACACUUCCCUACCUCUGUCUGUGCUGUGGCCACCAGCUGUAAUGCAGAAUGAUUGCUGGGGACUGUUCUGAAGGAAAAUUAAAGCCUUUGAAAAGAAAAAGAGGUUUGAAGUCCAAUUAGUGCUUGUGAGCAAUGAUUGUCUUAUGCAUAAAUUAUAAUAAAGGUUUCACCUGCAUAUUA